Molecule: messenger RNA, 3063 nt
Organism: Rhizoctonia solani
Lineage: Eukaryota; Fungi; Basidiomycota; Agaricomycetes; Cantharellales; Ceratobasidiaceae
Product: Fungal specific transcription factor domain
Exons: 6
Coding region: 1-3063 (1020 amino acids)
Biological process (GO): regulation of DNA-templated transcription; DNA-templated transcription
Molecular function (GO): DNA binding; DNA-binding transcription factor activity, RNA polymerase II-specific; zinc ion binding
Source: RefSeq, a predicted model, not a curated record
AUGAGCGCGCCUCCCGAUAUUCAUCCCCCCACAAAGAAGCGCAAACGCAUGCACUAUGCUUGUGUCGAGUGUAACCGACGGAAACACAAGUGCGACCGCAAGAUCCCUUGUGGUCCGUGCACCCAGCGCGGGAUUGCCGAUGCUUGCCGACCAUUCGAAGACGGAGACGAACAUGGAGACCUUCGUGCCCGACUGAGUCGAGUUGAACACAUUCUCGAUGGUCUUCUCGCUCGAGAGAAAGUGGGCGAACAAUUGCAAGUGACCCCGCCUGGGCCCGAGUCAAGUGAUGGACGCAGCCGCACGGUUCCAAGUCCAACAACCAGCGCCAGUGAGCGACGGGACCCCGAAGAGCGCGAAGAACACCUCGACGGAGGCUUGACAGGUGCUGCAGGCAACUACUUUGGUGGGAACGCUCUCCCAUCCGUUACCUCCACCUCCAUCGAGGCGGAACUCAGAGGAAACACCAACGCACAACACCCUCAUUCUACCACUCAUUCUACUCGUACAACUCAGGCCAACCUUGCCUUGCGACAGCUUAUUGCCGAAGGAGGCGCUCCCCCCGAUAUCUUGCUCACCCUACUAUCCGAACUCCCACCCAAAGACGACAUUAAAACCCUCCUGGAUAUUUUCUUCCGUGAUAUCAACCCUGUUAGGUUUCCUUUGCCAGAACGAGACAUUAGACGAGCCUUUGACGAACUGAACGCUUUCACUUGGGGCUCUGCUCGAGAAGACGGCGACGAUGGCGCAAGCCACCUUAUUUUUCUCCCACUCCUGUUCAUGAUCAUCGCGACUACCACGUUUUGUCUCCCACUCGCAAUGUCAAACCGAAUCGAUGUCAAACUCCAAGCCAAGCGGUAUUACCAUUCCUACCGGCGUGCUGCCUCGAUCGCCUCGCUCCUUCCGGCAACAACGACGCUUGCAUAUGCACACUUGCUCGCCACACGCUUCCUUAUCAUCAUACGAACUCCGGGUGAUGCCUGGUCCCUCCUUGGCGCGACCCUUCGCACAGCCCAAGCUCUCGGCUUACACCGUGAUGGCGCUCGUCUUGGCCUGCCCGCUCCCGAGGCCGAACGGCGACGCCGCCUUUGGUCUCAUCUAUUCUAUUCCGACUCUAGUCUCUGUUUAAUGCUUGGUCGCCCAAUGGCAGUUCGCGUUGGCGACUGUGACGCUUCACCUCCUGGAAAGGCAAGGCUCGACGAAGACGGUGAAGACGAGGUGCCCGAAGAUCAACGUAUUUGGGACGAACGGCCUACGCGAUGGUCAUUCUCUGCACUUCGUCAUUCCUUGGCCCAAAUCACAGCUCGGGUAGUUGAACACUUCCAGGACCUUGCUGGUGGUCGCCAUUAUGAUAAUGUCCUGGCUCUGGAUCGCGAAAUCGUUACAUUCUAUGAGUCUCUCCCAGCACCCUAUCGUCUCGAUGCGGGUGAGAAAGCUCGCACGGUCAUGAGCGAGCGGCUUCGCGGACGUAGACAAAGUGGUCGAGAUCAGCAACGGGCGAGUAGUCGAUCAACGGACCGAGGUACAAUCGCUGGAAGCCCGAACCAGGACGAAUCGAUGGAUAGCGGUCCUGAGCCCGAGGGGAGACCCACGAAACCUCCACCGUAUGAGGAGCCCGAGCCCGGAGCGUACCCAAUGCUCCCCACCCAUCGAUUCAUGAUCAACACCGAGAUACAGUACGUGCGCAUUGCGUUGCAUAGGCCAUACGUGUUACGCGCGGGUGAAAAAUAUGAACCGUCUCGUAAUGCUUGCUUCGAGGCCGCGAGAAUUGAUCGACGUGCGAGGGAGGUUUUCAGAAGAGAGGUAACAUGGCCAGACCAUCGGGCCAGAAGGGAUCAUAUGGGUGGACUGUACCGGUUGUUCAACUCGACCAUGAUAUUAGGAAUUGCACUGCUGCUCAAUCCUGCGGGUCCGAACGCUGCUGAGCUCCGGGGAUAUCUUGAUGAUUUUAUUCAACUCCACGCAUCUCAAGCUGUGGACGUCACAUCCUCGCGAGAGGUUAAAAUUAUCCAGCUAUUCCGCGCAAAAGCCGACGAUGCUCUCCGACUCCGUUCCCCGACGAAACUAACGGGUGGUUCGACUCCCACACCACAAAUGACAAGAGAACCGCCCAAUCAAAUUCAGCAUACUCGUCAUCCGGGUGCACGGGCCUUCUCUCUCGACUCGCACAGCGUACCUUUCCCGACCUCGAAUCGUAAAACCCCACCUCAAGCCCAUGGGCGAAUAACAUCUCCCCCGCCCGGGUCGCGCCGAUCGCGCUCCCGGACUACACUUUCUUCGGUGCUUAUACCUAAUUCCGCGCCGAUUGAAAACCGCCCGCUCCCCCCUGGGGCCUCGCCGACUGCCAGUUUCCCGCAGCCGUUUAGCCCCACGACGACGUUUGCUGUUUCGAAUCAUCGUCGCUCAUCCAGUGUCUCACUCAGCCCAACGACUCCUCGUGAAGCCCAAACAAUGCUUUCCCCAGCACCCCGCGCAGUGUCACCAUUCUUGAUGCUGGGGUUAAACGGGCCUGAGAACGGCACGCCGCCCAAUAACUCGAACCCAGCACUCCCCGACAGCGCGUCUAAUCCGAACACAACUCCAUUUGGACAACAAGACGUCCUUUCUUUCCCCGACGAUACCCAAGCGUUGUUCGAUCAAGCGAGCUGGCAAUAUGCACUCGCGAACCCGGGGUCUAUGAGCAUCGGCUGGGACUGGGCGCCUGUAAGUGGUGCUGCUGCAACCCCCAACGGCCUCGGACUUGGGCUAGGAUUAGGAAUUCCCGAACUGGGGGCGAUCGAUACGUUUGUAUUCGGAAGUCAAACUGGUUUCGGGGAUACGAAUUUACUGGGGGGUACAGGGAGCGAAGCGAGCUCGAGCCCACCGCAGCUCAUGGUUACGCAGGCAGAUACGCCCGAGGCUCUGCUUGCCCCUGGGUCGGAAGCCCGCGUUCGAAGUGGGGCAGGGAAAGGCAAGGCGCCCGAGGGGUGGGGGUAUUGGGAAGGCUUGGUGGAUGCUAUCGCCAAUCACCAAGGGAUCGGAAGUGGUUCGGGUUCGGGUGCUACCAACAGGGAUUCAGCUUCAUAG